Messenger RNA from Laccaria bicolor S238N-H82, 1737 nucleotides. RefSeq lists its product as uncharacterized. The record is from RefSeq and is a predicted model, not a curated record. Bases 1 to 1737 code for a protein of 578 amino acids. The transcript is spliced from 5 exons. NCBI's taxonomy places the organism in Eukaryota, Fungi, Basidiomycota, Agaricomycetes, Agaricales, Hydnangiaceae.
AUGUGCAACCCACCGCCCGCAGUGGGAAAGGUCAGGUCAUGUGGUGUGACGCCAUUGUUUGACGUUCGUUUGGAAGAUGUAUUGGAUAGAAAACAUCUGCCACCGCUAGGAUUGAAGGACUUCGAGGAAUGGCUUCUGUUCGUGGAAAUGAGUCCAGAAAACCUCUACUUCACCCUCUGGCUCAGAGAGUAUAAACUGCGGUACAACCAAUGGGCUGCACAAACACGAUUUCAUCGAGAAGCCUCCAGUGAAUUUCGGACGAACUGGUCAUCUCAUAAUUCUUCGCAGUUGGCGAUGUUCUAUGCAAGAGCGAAACAGACAUUUCUUACCCCAAACUCUGAUUAUGAACUCAACCUUCCUUCCAGCAUUCUUGCGCCAUUUCAUACCUCUAUGGAAUCACCACACCCCGAUCCUGCCAUUUUUACUGAUGUAGAUGCUGAGGUAUACCAGCUACUAGAUGAUAGCCUCCGACGAUUCGUCCACGCGCAGUUCAACAAUGUCGGAAACCACCGCGUACUCUGUGGUAUUGUCGCCGGCUUUCUUUUCUGUCUCAUUGGAUCAAUACCGUCCAUAACUCUGAACCUGGUUCGUGAACAAUCACGGUGGAUGCGUCUAACAGCCUUCCCGGGUUUAUUCAUUGGCCUGACGAUUGCCCUUUCCGCAUUGAAUGGUAUCUGUCUCGGAGUAUACAUGUUUGGUGACCUUCGACAAUUGAGGAAAUUCGAACUUUCCCGUCCACCAAUAUCUAAACCCCAACCUCUGCCGGCUUUUAAGCGUCGAUCUCUGAGCUCACAGCGAUCACCACAGCAAAUUAACCCCGUCCUUCCAGUCCAGCAUCCCCGUAAAUCCUCUCAGCCCCAUUGUCGACCAAACAAUUUAUCGCGCCCCGCUUCCUCAUCGUCCCUAGGCUCCCAGUCCAGUCCCUCUUCAUCAGGUUCAGUUUACAUUAACGCAGACCUGGUUAUUCACAUUUCGCCGGAGUACUAUGAUACGGACCCCGUAGAUGGACCUGCGACCACCCCCCCUGGUCCAGACGCCCCAAACUAUACCUUUCCAGAAAAAUCGGUACAUUACGACGAGAACGCCAGCCCCACCGAUUCCGAUUUUACAGCUACUGCCACAUUCAUUCAUCAAUAUGAUUAUGACGACGACAACGACGACCCUGAUCUCGAAAUGGGGCUUGAACGCUUACCUGAACGACACCAACCCAUCUCCCCUUUCGACUUUGAUGCUCUUCCUCCUCGGACACCCAACGGCGACCCUACCCGUCUCUCUACACAAUAUGAGAGGGAUUGCUGUACUCCAACACCCACAAUUCCGCCUCCCGAAGCCUCCCCCAGCCUCAUGGCCCGCAUCCAAUCCCGCUGCGACAUCAAGAGAUGGCGACUUCAGACAGGCUUCCUAGAGCCUGAUCAAACUUCUUCAUUUGCGUCAUCAGAUACCGCGAACCCUUAUAAUUCUCACAUCCACACCUCUAAACAUAAACUUCGACUACCACAACCCCACAGUUCCAGCUCCGAACAAAAGAUCCUCCCGCCCAAAGAGGAGAGAGUUCGAAAAAGGUUCAGAUUAAUUCAAGCCGUGCCCGCCUUUGCCGUUCCUCUCACUCGAGUGCUGAGCCCUGUAAUUGUUCGUGGGCAGUGGGAAAUCGUCGUACGAUCAGCAGCUAUUGCCUUCCUGAUCAGUUGGGUGUUAGUGGGGAUAUUCUUGGCCAUUCCCAUACCAGCGUCAUCGUGA